GAGAUUCUAACAAGAGCCAUGUAAGUCCUUUCGUAUGUGUUUCAAUGGACCGGGCAGAGUUGAAGCGGGACAAAGAGCCGUCUGGGGGGAAAACGGUCCGGUUUCGGGUGGCGUCUGCGAACAGCGGCCGCGUGCUGACGGAGGUGUUCAAAGACACGACGACGGCUUGGUGCGGCUCGGCGUCGGACUCGGUGGACUCCGACUGCGCCAGCAACCCCGAGACGGAGGGCCGACGAAGCCGAUCGUCGGUCAGCGAGGCCAAUAGCCACCUGAACGGCCUCGCGGGAGCCGCCAUGGCGGCGGCGGCGGACGAUGACGACGGCGGCGGCGGCGCGUGCGAACCCGACGACCUGCUGCUGUACGCCAGUGCCAAGAGAGAGCAACUCUUCAGCAACAAGCGCAUCAAUAUCUGCAGCAAGAACGGGACUAUACGAGGCGUGAGGAACAAGGUCAACGCGGGUCAAGUGCUUUUUAACAACCUGUCCGGCAUGUACUACGGUAACAAUCGUGGCAACAGAUUUCAGAAAAUUCGACCAUGGGAAAAGGAGUAGAGAGAAGAGAAUGGAAGUUGUAUGAUUUGUUGGGUCGUUAUUUUAUGUUUGUAUAAUGUAUUAAGAAGAUAUAGCACAAGGCAUGGUAAUCUGCAGAUGUAACUUUAAACCUAUCGGCUCAUAUGAAUGAAGCCAAAAUAAGACAUCGAUGGGCAUCACAAGUUUUAGAACAGAUUUGGGAAAGAUCAGCAUCCUAGCUUGUUUUAUUGAGUUUUCCUGAAUUGUCCUGAUUUCAAUUUUGUAUUUGUAUUUUUUAAUAUUUUAUAAAAAGCAAUAGUUUAGAACACAUUUAAUACAUUCAAGUUGCAUGUUGUUUUGUAAACGAUAUUGUUUCGAUUUUAAUGAAUAUGUCAUACUAUACUGACAAACUUCAGUCAUUUAUUUGUGAGCAUUCAUAGCAUGUUUACUAUGUUUAAUAGUUUAAGAUGCUAUUAAAUGAUAGGCUAUAACAUUUUUGUUCCAUGUCUUUUUGUAAUUUACAUUUAAAUACCCCCAAAUGUAUAUUUUUGAUAUGAGGCUACGAUUCAAUUUCAAUGUCUUAAUGAUUAUCAUCGGUCACUGAAUGUUUGAAAAUAAUUGUAGAAAAAAUAAUGCUUAAGCUUUCAAAGGAAGCAAGAAAAGCAUGGACAUUGCACCCUAACCCUUACCAACUACGGUCCAACUUCUUUUUUUACUCUGUAAUGCCACCUGCUGGCUUUAUCAGGUCUUGCUAGGGACUCUUAUUUGAACACCAAGGGACCCCUUGUUUACAGAUCCACAAGGAUCAGUAGGUAAAAACUAUUGUUAAUAUGUUCAUUUAAGCUA
This is a messenger RNA of Gadus morhua (Atlantic cod), 1355 nucleotides long. RefSeq names its product glutaredoxin and cysteine rich domain containing 1 b (gene grxcr1b). The transcript has 2 exons. The coding region runs from base 45 to 551 and encodes 168 amino acids. Gene Ontology annotation, biological process: sensory perception of sound. NCBI's taxonomy places the organism in Eukaryota, Metazoa, Chordata, Actinopteri, Gadiformes, Gadidae. The record is from RefSeq and is a predicted model, not a curated record.